ACCCAUAUACCGCCCGGUGCCUGACUCUCCACGAGCUCGACACACGACCACACCGUUCUCUUUAACAUCCUAGUACACGACGCUUUCCCUUUGCAUCAUUUAGAGAAAGAGCUUGGAAAGAUGCUUUUCACGCGGCCAUGGCUCGCAGUGGCGGGCCUGAGCCUGCUCUCGUCCUCGGCCUCUGCCGAAACACAGCAAACAUCCUUCGCCAUCGAAACGACAGCAACCGACGGCUUGACCCACAAGCAUGAAGCAGGAAGAUGCGCCAUUCGCGGUCAUUGUGGCAAACAAGGCUUCUUUGGCUCUGAUCUGCCCUGCCCCGACAAUGGCUUGGCCGAGCAGCCCAAUGCCGACACUCGCAGAACACUGAUGUCCAUCUGUGGUGACAAGUGGGCUGAGGGUCCCAUCUGCUGUACAGAUGAGCAACUUGGUGCCCUCAGCUCCAACCUCAAGCGUGCUGAAUCAAUCAUCGGCGCGUGCCCUGCUUGCAAAGACAACUUCUUCAACUUAUUCUGCACAUUUACCUGCUCCCCGGAUCAAUCUCUCUUCGUCAAUGUCACCAACACUGCCCCCAAGGGCGACAAACUGCUCGUUACCGAACUCGAUCAACUGAUCUCUGAGGACUAUGGAAGCGCCUUUUACAACAGCUGCAAGGACGUCAAGUUCGGCGCUACUGGAGGAAAAGCUAUGGACCUGAUUGGUGGCGGCGCAAAGAACUACACCCAGUUCCUUAAGUUCUUGGGUGAUAAGAAGCCUUUCGGCAGUCCCUUCCAGAUCAACUUCCCGGUCCCCAGCGAGGCUGACUUCCCUGGAAUGGAGCCCGGAUCCGACAAGGCCCAUCCUUGCAACAGCACCGAUGAGAGGUACAAGUGCGCCUGUGUGGACUGUGCUGCUUCUUGCCCCGAACUUCCCUCGGUCAAGGAAUCUCACGAGUGCAAGGUCGGCGUUUUACCAUGCCUGUCUUUCGCCGUCAUUAUCGUCUACUCUGUCUUCCUGUCCCUCUUGAUCCUGGCCGUCUCUGGCCACGUUGCUUAUGCUAAGCACACCAAGAACCGCAACGAGCGCUUGAGACUGUUGCAGGAUGCCUCUCCUAGCGAUGAUGAAGAUGAAGGCGAUAUCGUGCACCACGCUGGUCUUGUCGAGAAGCCUACCAGAAGAUAUCCUCUGAACACAGUGUGCGACAGAAUCUUUUCGCGUCUCGGUCGCACCGCUGCCACCUUCCCUGCCAUCACAAUCAGUUCUUCGGUCAUCGUUGUUGCUCUGCUUAGUCUAGGCUGGAUGCGUUUUGCUCUCGAGACUGAUCCUGUCAAGCUAUGGGUUUCUCCUGACUCUGAGGCAGCCAAGGAAAAGGCCUUCUUUGAUGAAUCCUUCGGUCCAUUCUUCAGAGCCGAGCAAGUCUUCCUAGUCAACGAUACCCUGUCUACUGGCCCAGGUCCAGUCCUGUCUUACGACACGCUGAACUGGUGGUUCGAUGUCGAGAACCGCAUCAGUAGAAUGAAGUCCAUCGAUGGUGGUUACACUCUUGAUGACGUUUGCUAUAAGCCAACUGGAGACGCUUGUGUUAUUCAAUCUUUGACAGGUUACUUUGGCGGUGACUUCUACGGGGUCGACCCCGAGCUAUGGGCUGAGGAUCUUGAGGCUUGCGCCGAUACUCCCGUCAACUGUCUCCCUGAUUUCCAGCAACCACUGAAUCCCCGCUAUCUAUUCGGCGGUUACAACAAGAGUGUCAUCGAUUCUACUGCUAUGGUCGUCACUUGGGCCGUCACAAAUUACGCCGAGGAUACUUUCGAGCUCGAGAGAGCUAUGGACUGGGAGGACAGUCUCAAGGGACUUCUGCUUACUGUCCAGGAGGAAGCCUCGGAGCGUGGUCUUCGUCUGUCAUUCAACACUGAGAUCAGUCUUGAGCAAGAGCUCAGCAAGUCGACCAACACUGACGCCAAGAUUGUUGCCAUCAGCUACUUGAUCAUGUUCAUGUAUGCUUCUAUUGCACUCGGAGCCACCACUUUGACUGUAAGAGAUGUACUCAACAAUCCUGCAAACGCCCUUGUUCAAUCGAAGUUCAUGCUUGGUGUUGUCGGUAUUCUUAUCGUUCUCAUGUCCGUCUCUGCAUCCGUUGGUUUGUUCGCUGCCGCUGGUAUGAAGGCUACCUUGAUCAUUGCCGAGGUCAUUCCUUUCCUCGUUCUCGCAGUUGGUGUGGACAACAUUUUCCUCAUUGUUCACGAAUUCGAGCGCGUCAACAUUAGCCAUGCCGAUGAGCCAGUCAGCGAGAGGAUAGCCAAAGCUCUUGGCCGCAUGGGUCCCAGCAUUCUUCUAUCGGCCACUACCGAAACCGUCGCGUUCGCUCUUGGUGCUGCUGUUGGCAUGCCUGCUGUUCGGAACUUCGCUGCAUAUGCAGCCGGAGCUGUGUUCAUCAACGCGAUACUGCAGAUCACCAUGUUCACUUCCGUCCUGGCUCUCAACCAAAAGCGUGUCGAGGCUGGGCGCGCAGAUUGCUUCCCAUUCAUCAAGGUCAAGGGCGCUGACUCCAACUCGAUGGGGAUGGCUGGCAUGCCCGGCUUGGCCGGCAUUGAAGAGGAAGGUACGCUCCAACGCUUCAUUCGCAAGACUUAUGCUCCUGCCUUGCUCGGUAAGAAGACGAAGACUGCCGUCAUCACUAUCUUCCUCGGCUUCUUCACCAUCGGUCUUGCACUUCUGCCCAAUGUCGAACUUGGUCUUGACCAGCGCAUUGCCAUUCCUUCCGACUCGUACCUCGUCAAAUACUUCGAUGAUCUUUACGACUACUUCGAGGCUGGACCACCAGUCUACUUUGUAACCAAGGGCCUUAAUGCAACUGCUCGUCAACACCAGCAAGAGAUCUGCGGCCGCUUCUCCACUUGUGAGGAGUUCUCACUGGCCAAUAUUCUCGAACAGGAGCGCAAGCGACCGGAGAUUAGUUACAUUGCCGACGCUACCGCCAGCUGGAUCGAUGACUUUUUCUUCUGGCUUAACCCUUCGCUCGAUGAGUGUUGCGUUGAUGGGUCAGAGACCUGCUUCGAGAACCGUAACCCUCCAUGGAACGUCACUCUUCACGGUAUGCCCGAAGGCCAAGAGUUCGUCUCUUAUCUCCAGCGCUGGCUCGAGGCACCUACAACGAGCGAGUGUCCACUUGCUGGAAAGGCUGCUUACGGCAAUGCUCUUGUGGUUGAUAACAAGACUUUGAGCAUCCCAGCCUCUCACUUCCGUACCUCGCACACACCCAUGCACAGCCAGAGUGACUUCAUCGCAGCCUACAAGUCGGCUCGCCGCGUUGCCAACGAUAUUACAGCGCGCACUGGAGUCGAAGUUUUCCCUUACAGCAAGUUCUACAUCUUCUUUGAUCAAUACGUCUCAAUCGUACGCCUCUCAGCUGCGCUCAUUGGAGGCGCUCUGGCCUUCAUUCUCGUGCUGAGCAGUGUAUUGCUUGGUUCUCUAGCGACUGGUCUCGUUGUUACUAUGACUGUCGCUAUGACUGUCAUCGAUAUCAUUGGCACCAUGUCCUUGGCUGGUGUCUCGCUCAACGCCGUCUCCCUUGUCAAUCUCAUCAUCUGUGUUGGUAUCUCGGUUGAGUUCUGCGCUCAUAUUGCCCGUGCAUUCUCGGUCCCAUCGCCCUCGCUUCUCGAGCGCUGCCACAGCUUCCGUGGUAAAGACGCACGCGCCUGGGCCGCUCUCGUCAAUGUUGGCGCUUCGGUCUUUUCGGGUAUCACUGUCACCAAGCUCCUUGGAGUCUUUGUGCUCGCCUUUACCCGCAGCAAGAUUUUCGAGGUUUACUACUUUAGAGUCUGGUUGGCACUUGUCAUUUGGGCUGCUCUUCACGCAUUGGUCUUUUUGCCAGUUGCCUUGAGCUUCUUCGGCGGAGUUGGCUACGCAGACCCAGAUGUCGAUGGUGGACUUGAGCAAGACCUUGCUAGCAGACGUUACCGUGCGAUGAUGCCGGAUGAGGAGUACUACUCAGACGAGUACUAAGCUUGAGAUGCGAUAACGGAGACGAUUAGAUGUAACAUGACAUGACGGCGUUUUUUCUUUGUUUCGUGUAUCAUGAAUAUGCUUUCUUCCACCACUCGUCUGUGGAUCUUGGACCGUCAAGAAGUUUGUCGAAGCAAUUCGACUCGUUCAACCCCGUGAUAUGUUUGCGGCCAUUGUCCGACUGCG
This is a messenger RNA of Aureobasidium subglaciale EXF-2481, 4167 nucleotides long. RefSeq lists its product as uncharacterized. Gene Ontology annotation, molecular function: lipid carrier activity. Gene Ontology annotation, cellular component: membrane. NCBI's taxonomy places the organism in Eukaryota, Fungi, Ascomycota, Dothideomycetes, Dothideales, Saccotheciaceae. The record is from RefSeq and is a predicted model, not a curated record. The transcript is spliced from 2 exons. Bases 121 to 3981 code for a protein of 1286 amino acids.